AUGCGAUCCAUUGUGGUGGAGCCGAGACACACAACACCACAGGGCAUUCGUUCGUUGUGCUCCCUCGCGGCCCUCUUCUCCGGAGUGAUACCGCCGCUCAGGAAAUGCAGAAUCUCGUCUCGUAACGUCGGCGCCGAGAUUCAACUCGUCCAGGCAGUCAAUUCGUCACUCGUAAUGUCUGACAGCUUUGACACCAAUGUCUCGCAUUUUAUCCGACAUGCCUCUGGUCCAGGAGAGCAAAGCCUAAGACUCCUCGUGUUUUCUCAUCAGUUCAGCAACAUGGAGUCAUGGGCGAUUGGCUCCCGGGUCACGGUUCACAUACCUUUUGCAGAAAAGCAACACAAGCCACCCAACACAACCCAAUGGCACCCAUCCGACCCAAGGUGGCAGCCUCUGCACUGUCUGCAGAGCAGAGCCCAGAUGCUGGAUCUUGCCGAACAUCCAUCGUUCCGACCAUUCAUCGGCCUUUCCAUGCCCAUGUCUAUCCCAUCUUCAGGGACUGGCGGCUACCUGAUGACGUCGUGUACCUCCGGCUUCGACGACGAUGCCCGCAUCCCCCGCCAGGUUUAUGUCAACGGCCUUCAGUGCUUGAAAGAGCUUGUUGCCCCGACGCCCUUCCCGGCUUCGACAGUGAUGCCUCCAGGUCCCGACAUGCCGCCCACUGCCACCGCACAGCACCACGCCACACCCUCACACCCUCUAAGACUACGUACCAUUGUGAAGACCCUUCAAAAUGCCGUCAAUGAGCUGGUCCAACCAAUGCCGGGUUCAUCCCGUUUCCAUAAUUAG
Colletotrichum tamarilloi is the source of this 789-nucleotide messenger RNA. RefSeq lists its product as uncharacterized. The record is from RefSeq and is a predicted model, not a curated record. The coding region runs from base 1 to 789 and encodes 262 amino acids. The transcript has 3 exons. Lineage: Eukaryota; Fungi; Ascomycota; Sordariomycetes; Glomerellales; Glomerellaceae.